AUGGAGGUUGACACUGUAAUCCAGGCUUUCAGGAAGCUUGGAAACAGCGACAGGAGAGCCGCUCUCGAAGCUCUUGCAAAUGAAUUCGACCCGUAUGAGUGGCGUUUCAUCCAAGAGAAGCUGAACAAUAAGUCUUUCUCCCGCGAUAUUGUAGGAGCACUCCCAGUAGAGCUAGUUUCCCAUAUCUUCUCACACUUGGACAUCGCCGCUGCCUACUAUUACCAGAUCGUUUGCAAGCAAUGGAGGGAGACGCUUCGAUGCACGGCUAUCGUCAAGCCGACCCUGCGAGCAUGGUUUACCGACAACGACCGCCCUCUUGCUCUCGGGCCUUACUUACGAGACAACAACAAUGAUGAUGAUGGUGAUGAUGAUGACUACGCCCUUUGUCAAUUGAAGGCAGAGUAUAUGCAUCGCUUUUGUACCGGCAAGCCACACAAGUUCUUCACCCUUAGGACCAUGUUCAGCAACCCAGCUCGCGGCACACUGCUCUGCGGAGACUACAUGUCUUGGGUUCCUGGUAAAUUCCCUCGGACUAUCAACGUCCUAAAUCUGCGAACGGGAGUACUUCUUCAGGAGUCUGGCGAUGCGCGCGAGAAAAUUCAUAAAGUCGCUCUAUCAGAAUCCAUUGUUGCUUUCACAUCCCACAACAACGUCUGCUACGUCCGGGACUUAGUGACGCGCACUCAAAGAAUCUGGAAACUUACACCGACCAUGCUCCAACACAUUGCGUGUCGGGAUCGAAUGAUUGCUUGCGGAGGAGUGAGCGAAGGCAUCGCAAAGAUAUACCUGAUCGACUUCGACAAACCCAAGGGACGAACCAUCGACAUUCCGAUUACAGAGGCUCCAUUCGCUCAUCGUAGGACUGAGUAA
Messenger RNA from Lindgomyces ingoldianus, 870 nucleotides. RefSeq lists its product as uncharacterized. Lineage: Eukaryota; Fungi; Ascomycota; Dothideomycetes; Pleosporales; Lindgomycetaceae. The transcript has 2 exons. Gene Ontology annotation, molecular function: protein binding. Bases 1 to 870 code for a protein of 289 amino acids. The record is from RefSeq and is a predicted model, not a curated record.